Messenger RNA from Telopea speciosissima, 2665 nucleotides. RefSeq lists its product as uncharacterized. The coding region runs from base 215 to 2500 and encodes 761 amino acids. The transcript is spliced from 5 exons. NCBI's taxonomy places the organism in Eukaryota, Viridiplantae, Streptophyta, Magnoliopsida, Proteales, Proteaceae. Gene Ontology annotation, molecular function: protein binding. The record is from RefSeq and is a predicted model, not a curated record.
UUUCUUUUACUUUUUCGCUACCUUUCUCUGAUUUCAACCCAUAACUCACAAUUCACUCUCGUAUUCCUUCUCCGUUUCUCUCUUCUCACUCACAUUUCUGUUGUCUCUUCCUGGACAAGUCUGCUCUCUGCAACUAUCGAAUUUUCUGGCAAAAGGGCUCGUCAACGAAGUUCAAGAAGUGAAUUAGCAGAAUAAGUUUGGUUUGUUACUGAAAAUGUCCAAUUGUGUCAAGAAAUUUCCUACGAAAGAGUUCUCCACGCCUCCUCGGACAUGGAAUUCGUCACCCUGUUCUCCGAUGCCAACAACAGAGAAGAAGCGAUCGUCACCUCCUGUUAGAGCUGAUUCUUUUCAUGUCAUUCACAAGGUGCCCGCCGGAGAUUCUCCUUAUGUGAAGGCCAAACAUGUUCAGUUGAUAGAAAAGGAUCCUAGCAGGGCUAUCUCCUUAUUCUGGUCUUCAAUAAAUUCUGGUGAUCGAGUUGAUAGUGCCUUGAAAGAUAUGGCAAUUGUGAUGAAACAAUUGAAUAGAGCUGACGAGGCCAUCGAGGCAAUCAGAUCAUUCCGUCAUCUUUGCCCGUUUCAAACUCAGGAAUCUCUUGAUAACAUCCUUAUUGAUCUCUACAAGAGGUGUGGUAGAUUCGAAGAACAAAUUCAGUUGCUUCAACACAAGCUGAAGCUUGUUGAAGAAGGUACAGCAUUCGGUGGGAAGAGGACAAAGAUAGCCAGGUCUCAAGGGAGGAAGCUUCAUGUAACCAUUGCCCAAGAGAAAUCAAGAUUAUUGGGGAAUUUGGCCUGGGCUUACAUGCAACAGAACAACUACCAAACUGCCGAAGAAAUUUAUAGGAAAGCCCUCUCUAUAGAACCAGAUAAGAACAAGCAAUGCAACCUUGCUGUCUGCUUGAUGCUGAGAGGGGAGAUAAAAGAAGCCAAGUCUCUGCUACAGGAAAUAGCACCUUCUACCAAAGAUCGAGAAGUAGGAGACUCCUACAUUAAAUCAUUUGAUCGUGCCUCAGAGAUACUGGUUGAGCUUGAGUCACAAUCAAUUCUGGGCACAGUUAAGAAUACAGAGGAGAUUAAAGACACCCACAGAUCUUUAACUCCCAUUAACAAAAAUUCAAAAGCAUUGGCUUUAUUCUUCAAUGAUCAGAAUCAAGGUUGUGACUUCUUGGGCUGUAGAAAGUGGGAAGAUGAGAACAACCAAGAAUUGGUGUCUUCACAGGUCAAUUCGAAUAGUUCUAUUGAAAAGCAGAAGAAAAUAUCAUGUUCCCGAAAUCUGUUCAAGAAUGAAGUUGGUAUCUCUGGCUUUGAGAAGAGAAGAUGGGGUGAUGAGACAGAGUUUGAAGGAAUUUCUGCACAGAAUAGGACAAAUACUCAUGGAACUUCACAACCCGUCUCUUUCCAACCAAGGCAUGAUCAGCAGUCUUAUGAGAGGCCUUUGUAUGUUGAUAAAUGGAACAAAGGAGUUUAUUCACCUAGGGAGCUGGAGAGCAUUUCUGGCCUACCUUGCUCUCAGGAUGGAAGAUGCAGUAGUGAGAGGGGUAUCAAAGAAGAUUCUGCAAACAAUUGCACAGAUAAAAAUGUCAAAGUAUUUGAUCUCACAGUUUCUGACCACGGAGAUUUGAAGCCUAAAUGGACAGGAGCAAUAUGUAGUUCAAAAUAUCCCAUUAGAGGCGACAAGAAAAGAUCAUGUGGAGCAGAGUGUUGUACAGUGACAGACGGAAGUCCAAAUACUAAACUAUUGAUUGAACAAUCAGUACCAAUUGAAAAAGCCCAUGCAACACCUCCACAAAAGCUUAAAUCCAAUAGUGGGGAUGGGGAUCAUAGGUCUGAAACUGCAGUCGAAUGCAUUGAAGGCAAAAAUGUUGGAAGGAAUAACUGUUAUGUAGCGGAUAAUCUUUCAGUAUCCAUUAUUACAGGCACUCCAAAGCCAACUAGAGCUUACUCUAUCUUCAAGAGUGAGAAGAGUUGGGCUGAUAUGGUUGAAGAAGAAGAAGAAGCAGAAGAAGCACUCUCAACUUCAAAAAUGGAAUUUAUGACCAAUAGAGAGACAACACUGUCCCAAGACUCAUCAGUUUCUUUUCAAACCUCUACAAAAUGGAUCAACGAAUGUAAUUAUGGAGAAUCCUUUCAUGAUGAAAAUUUGAACUCCAACAUCACCAGUGGCACCAUUCCUCCUUGUUCCGUCACUGAAACACGCCCACUAUUGCAGUUACCUCCUCAGAACUAUGCUGAGAAUUUAAGACAGAAGCUUCAAGCAGUUGAUCUGAAAGAAGGAUAUUCGAGGAGCAAGGGUGAGGUUAGGAAUCCAAUUUCUCAGCGCAAGUGGGACUCAGCAGACAACUACUGUUCUGCAUCGCCGAAAAAGGGCUUGACUUUUAAUGAUCGUAAUUUUGUACAAGCAAGGGGAAGUGACUCUGCUUGUUGGAAUAUUUCAAAGGCAAAGUGGACAAAUAACAGGCUUCAGGUUUUCAGAAACAUCACUCCAGAUAGCCCAAGAACUUGAAUUUAAUCUGUAUUUCUGACUGGAAACCUAUAUGUGUAUAGAGAAAACAGGCAUAUUUGUACAAAACAAAAUUGAUGUUCUACAUCCUUAGUAUUCCUAUUUGAUUCUAGUUCUGUAAUCUUGGUUCUGGUUUAGUAGUUAGAGGUCUACAUGUAUUCUGUUUCA